AUGGAGAUUAAAGUUGAGAUAAUCAAGAGAGAGACAAUAAAACCUUCCUCUCCAACCCCAAAUCAUCUUAGAUGCUUCGAUCUCUGCCUUAUAGAUCAGCUGCAGCCUGCAUCUUACAUAUCAUUGCUUCUAUUCUACUCUAAUAACACCGUCGACCCUUCUCUUCCCCAUGUCAAAUCUGCAGAAAUAUCUUAUACGCUCAAGGCAUCAUUAUCUCAAACUCUGGCUCGCUUCUACCCGCUUGCUGGGAAAGUCAAAGACAAUGUCUCAAUCGAUUGUAACGACGAUGGAGCUGAUUUUCUCGAAGCCCAAGUCAACUGCCGUCUCUCAGACAUUCUCGAACAGCCUCAACGGAAAAUUCUGCGCCAAUUUCUUCCUAAAGAGAUUGAAUCCAGUCUGGUGCUAGUUCAGGCUACCUUCUUUUGUUGCGGAGGAAUGGCCAUUGGGGUCCGCGUUUCCCGCAGGUUAGCCGACGCAUCCACGGCUACUCUGUUCAUCCAAGCCUGGGCCGGCACGGCCCUUGGGUCUGGUGAUCCGGCGGCGCUACCGGAAUUUGGCGUGGCAUCAUCUCGCUUACCACCGAGAAAAGAGCUCUCCGCCACGCCGCCGGCCAAGCAAACGGUGAAUGAUGAGACGAUUGUUACAAGGAGAUAUGUGUUUGAUGCAUCAAAGAUUGGUGCUCUCAAGGCUAAAGCCGCCGGCGGUAGCAUUCCGCAGCCCACGCGCGUCGAAGCCGUGUCAGCCCUCAUUUGGAAAUGUGCAAGGACCGUCUCACGGCCGUCGAAGCUGGUCCAAAUAAUGAACAUCCGCAAAAGGGUAGCGCCGCCAUUCCCUGAAACUUCUUUUGGGAAUCUCAUGUGUUUGUUUGUGGCGAAAACGGGGGACAGAGAGACAGAGCUGGACGGCUUGGUUAUUGAGCUGAGGAAAGGGAUAGAAGCCUUUACUCAAAAUUAUGCAUCAAAAUUUCAAGGCGACGAGACCUUCUCUGUGUUUGGUGAGUCUUAUAAAGAGAUUGAUAGCCUUUACGCAGAGAGUGUUCACUUCAUUGGCUUCUCCAGUUGGUGCAGAUUUCCGCUGUAUGAAGCUGAUUUCGGGUGGGGAAAGCCCACGUGGGUAAGUGUUGGUGAUUUGGUGCACAAGAAUUUCGUUGUACUGGUGGAUACGAGAGAUGGCGGCGGAAUUGAAGCUUGGGUGACUCUUAGCGAACAAGAUAUGGCGUUAUUUGAACGUAACAAAGAGCUGCUUGAAUUUGCAGCCUUGAAUCCAAGUGUUGAACGAUAA
This is a messenger RNA of Corylus avellana, 1281 nucleotides long. The record is from RefSeq and is a predicted model, not a curated record. NCBI's taxonomy places the organism in Eukaryota, Viridiplantae, Streptophyta, Magnoliopsida, Fagales, Betulaceae.